Messenger RNA from Melospiza georgiana, 8134 nucleotides. It is a transcript of the gene TP53I11, whose product is annotated as tumor protein p53 inducible protein 11. NCBI's taxonomy places the organism in Eukaryota, Metazoa, Chordata, Aves, Passeriformes, Passerellidae. The record is from RefSeq and is a predicted model, not a curated record. The transcript is spliced from 7 exons. Bases 494 to 1063 code for a protein of 189 amino acids.
GCAAAGAAAAGAGAUCUAGGAAGAAAAAACCCUCUUUCAGCUGCACAUAAGCACUGCCCAUCACAGAGAGCUGUGGCAGGGAGUAGGAAUUGCCUGUUUAUGGUGGCUGAUCUGCACAGUGCCUGGGAUGCUUGGAAAAAGGAUUAAGGAGGAGAGACUCGAAGGAGAAAGAGGAGGUGGAGGUUUCCCUUUGCAAACUCACAGGCUAAUAGAAACGAUCCUCUAAACUGUCAGUGUGUCAGGAUACAUUAAUAUCCCGGAGACCGCAGGAUCAUUCUGAGAUGAGCCACCUGUAACUGGGGCCGGCCUUGUUGCCAAGGCUCCCUGCCCCGCGAGGAUGAGGAGCCAUCUGCCGGCCUAACAGGAAGACCUUGUGGCGGCGGUUGUUUUAUUUUCCCCAAACAUCGUGAAAUUUCAUGUGACAGCGGAGCCGCUUCCUGCAGCCUCCCUGUGCCCCCUGGCAGCCAAGGGCUGGUGGGGCAGGGCCAGCACCAUGGCGGCGAAGCAGCCCCCGCCGCUGAUGAAGAAGCACAGCCAGACCGACCUGGUGAGCAGGCUGAAGACCCGCAAAAUCCUGGGCGUCGGUGGGGAGGAUGAUGACGGCGAGGUCCAUCGCUCAAAGAUUAGCCAAGUAUUGGGAAAUGAAAUCAAGUUUGCAGUCCGGGAACCACUAGGACUCAGGGUCUGGCAGCUUGUUUCCGCCGUCAUGUUUUCCGGGGUUGCUGUCAUGGCCCUCGCUUUCCCUGACCAGCUCUUCGAUGCCAUCUUUGAGGAGGAAUCGGUGAGCAGCAAGACUCCCAUCCGGCUCUAUGGAGGAGCCCUCCUCAGCAUCGCGCUCAUCAUGUGGAACGCCCUGUACACCGCCGAGAAGGCCAUCAUCCGCUGGAGCCUGCUGGCCGAGGCCUGCUACUUCGCCGUGCAGUUCCUCGUUACCACUGUCUCCCUGGUUGAGAGUAGCCGGAUAGCCACAGGUGCCGUGCUCCUCCUGGUCAGCCGAGCCCUCUUCAUCCUCAUCAGCAUUUAUUAUUAUUACCAAGUUGGACGUCGUCCCAAGAAAGUCUAGCUCCUGGGCUUUUUUGUUAUGGGAAAGGUGGGAGGGGGGAGUUUGUGUCGGUAAUUUUGCAUUAUAAUUUUUUAAUUUUUUUUUUUUUUUUUUUUUUUUUGUUAGUCCCUUUUGGUUCUAAAGGAGUUUCUUUCUUUACCGGCAUGAAUCAGUGUGUAACCCAGUGCUGGUGGCAUUGCCAGGUGAAAUGGGGGGAGCAACAUCAGUGGGAUCCCCCCAGCCCCUCUGCAGGAGGUGAGGAACAGUGGGGAGGAAGGCUCAGGGAAGUGUGUGGGCCUGGCAGGCUCAGGGAAAAAAGCCAGUUUUCUAGGGGCACUGGCUGAUGGGAUCACAGGCUCUGAACCCACUGGAACAAAGCACAAAAUAAGGCCAGCAUAUUGGAACCAAAUCCCUGAGGAGACAGGGCAGUAAGACAACCUACAAAGGAACCGGCUACUCUACUUGGUAAGCCUUGCACCUCCCCUGGUUUAUAGCCCUUUCCCCUUUUAGCAAGUACUGACUGUCCAGGUAGCCAGGAGCUGGAUGGGGUCAAGUUCAGUGCUUUGCAAACAGCUCUUCUUUCCUGUCUGCCAGAGGUGCAUUUUUGUGUAGUUCAUAGUUUUGCACCAGAUGCUGUGUAGGGCUUGGCAGGAGAUAGAGCAAAAGAAGAGGGAGAACCCUCGUUGUUCCCUCUGCAGGGACAGCACUGGGAAUGGUGGAGCAACUUGAAUUACAAGAUGUGACAAGUGAAGUAAGCUAUUGGAAAUAGCCCAUUGAGCACAAAGACAUCCCCUCAUUUGGGGUGUUUCAUGAAGUUUCUAGGCUGGGGUCCUGUCCCCUUCACCCCAGAACACUUCCUACAGUUGAAGCUUUACUGAUGGUAGUAGCAGUGGUGGGUGUGCAGUAGCUUUAUCUGAUGCUUUAGUUGAGCAGGAGCUGGAGUGCUGUUGUGGUUAGCACUGGUAAGAGCAGAGGACUGUAGCAGUAAGAGCAUCUGCACAGAUGCUUGGGUCAGUGAAUAGCCUCUAGAUAUGGGCUCUGGCUGUGGGAGAUGGUGUUCCAACUCUGCUAAUAUCUGCAUCACAUCUCUUCUGACCCUGAGAAGAGAGGACCAAAGUUUGUAGCAUUAAGAUAUUUAAUAUUUAACUGAGAUGAAGAACAGCAAGGAGCAGAGUGUAUGAUGGCAAGGACAGACUGAAUGUGCUUUAGUACUCACUAGCCAAUUUCUCCAAUAUCUCCUGGGCUUAACAGCAUUGCCUGCCCUGCUUCCUAGUGCUUUCCUUGUGGAUUAUCCCUGUCCACAGCUUGAGGCAGCAUUUUUUAUUCUCCAUGGGACUAAAGCCAGAAGGUCUGUGUACAGGAUAUGGACUUGUUACUCAUGCACUACUGCUGACUGAAUCAAAGCACGCCCUGGAAUAUAGCUGAUGUUCCAAAAUCCCAGUAGAAAGAUUUCUACACAAACAGGACUGCUUGUGUGAACAACAGUCCUCAAGCCACUGGUAAGACUGGGAUCUACAGCUAUUGCUGUUUAAUAUCUUAGUAGAGUUAGAAGAAGGUAGUGGGUAGUUUUUGUAUGUUGUGUUAGUGCUUUUGGCAUUUAGAAGCAGCUGCAUAAGCUUGGGACACUGUGUGCAUUGUACUUACUGGCCAUGCAAAAUGUCUGUCACAUAAGAAUAUUGGAAAUUGUUAAAUCAGGAAACAUCACAAUUGUAACUUAGUUUUUUGCUUAAUAAGUAAAUCAAAGGGAGAGGCAACAUCCAACAGCAGGCUAAAUUCUGGAGCCUCACAACAAUAGACGCUUGUCAAGCUGCUUUCAGCACAUCCAAAAACGAUACUGAGCAACUAAAACUUUUAAUUAAGAGGAGUGUUCCUGUUCACAUGGAAGAAUUGGGGUCUAAGAGGCAAACCUUUCCCUGUGAGGCAGAUAAUGGUCAAAUGCAGGCUGGAGAGGAUCAGAAAUUAGACCAAGUGGAGCAGCGUGCAGGAGCUGGAGCAUGGCAUGCUGUGGCUGUUGCUCUCCCCCUGUGCAUCACCUGCAUGGGCAGCUGCAGUGGCCUCAGUGUGGCACUUUGGCUGUAGUUGUGGGUAUAGGUACGUGAAGCUUGAUUCUUUGUGUUUUGGGGUGUCACAUGAAUGUAUACACAGAUUGAUGGUUGGUUUUUGGGGGGGGGGGGAAAUUUAUGUUUCUAGGACAGACAAGUAGAACCUACCACAGCAAAAAAAGCAGUCUUACAGGAGAAGAAAUUGGGAGGUCUUCUUCAUGCUGCCUCCCAUCUGUGUUGGCCACAGGUCCCAUGAACUUAGUUAUGACUCGGGUCUGAUUACUCUACCUUAAAAUGUCAUCCCGUAGGUGAGAGAAAUGAGUUACUGCACUAUGUGAGAGCAGUACUCCAAGGACUUCUUGAUGGUUAGAUCAGGUAGGAGGGUGGGGGAAGCAGUUACAGGUCUCCAGGGUAGCUUUAAAUAAGGUAAGAUUAGAUUUCUCUGGUUUCCUGAUUAGCAGCUGCUUCUGCAAAACUCGUAACAGUCAGCAGCUUCUAGGUUUGCUGGUCAGUGGUUUUUUUUUGCUCUACCAUAGAGCAAUGCCUGGGGGAGUGGUCACUUAAAAGAUUUCAUGCUACUUGGUACCUAGUCCUGAAAGUGGAGACAUGAAGUUGUUUUGAUGCUUCUUUCUCCAUCUUGCUAUAAGUGGACCAUGUAGAAAAUACAGAGCUCUACACCUCCUCUACAACUAAGCUCUGGUUCCUGGCACAUCCAUUCUCAGCAGCAAGGAGCUGCAGGAGAAACAUUGCCAGGCCCUCUGGAGGAGGUGAGUGUGUAUCAGGUGAGGCCUGGGAGGGAGUUGCUCAGGGUGGUGUGAGGAUGGAGGCCAGGCAGAGCACUGCCAGAAACCAGCUGCACCUGGUUGUCUUCACUCUUCACUGUUGUGGCUGGGGAGAAAGGGAGGAGGAUGCCACACCUUUGUGCAGAACUGUGUCCCCAAGGAUGGAAGUGCUGACAUCACAGCUGCAGGUGGCAGUUCAGAACAUAAUUUGGGAUCAAAAAGCCUGAGGUGUUGCUUCAGGCUCGACUACUGAUCUGCUGGCAAAAAACCUCCAUCUCCAGAGGCCUCAGCUUCCUUAUCUGUUACAUUGUGAGAGAGCUUUGGACCGAUGUCAUCUCCCAAGGGAGACUGCAGUUGAACUUCCUGCAUUUGUACAAUGCUGUGCAGGACUGGGGGUCUGUUCCCCAGAGAAUUGUGCUCCAAGCAGGCACAGGCCAGGACUUAAAGCUGACCCCCUUUCUCUGCCAGGGAUGGACCCAAACCAUUGCAUUCACAGAGCCCUCACUUUGGAGGGUGAAGAAAACUCAUCGUUCACAUAACUCCCUACAUCAUCUUAUUUGCAUCUAACCAAUAUCUGGCAAACUGGAGCUGGUGACAUAGGAGAGGCUCUGUCUGUCCUAAGCUGGCCUCUUUUCUGGUCAAGGGUUUUUACUUGGGAGGGUGUGGGUGGGGAGUGGUGGUGCAGGGGAUGGGACACUUCAAUUUAUACCUCAUUUUAGCUGCUGUACCUGAGUUUAUUUCUCCUCUGGUAAGAAAGUGACUGUACUUAACACCAAGCAAAUAGUGAAAAUUAAAGCUGUUUCACUUCACUGUCACAAUAUCUUUCUUUUAUUUUUUGGGGUUUUUUUUUUAAGAAAUGCACACAGAAACCGUGCAGAGAGUGCUUCAGGCUUGUGUUCUGGUUUAUAUUACCAAAAAAACUUUCCUUUCAAUAUAAAAAAGGAUUACAGUAGGGAAUACAGGAUAAAUUAGCUCCACUAUCUAAUAAAAAGAACAUUUACAUUUUUUUAAAAUAUAUUUCAAACAUUAUUUCACACGCAGCCCUUUUCCCAGGCAUUUGUGAUAGUCAUUGGAGCAUUAAAUAGCAACCAGGAGGCAGGGAUGCUGAGAGGGGCUGGGGGCUGGCCCAGGCUGGUCUCUGCUAAUCCCUCCAAGGUGCUUGGGCCGUGGUCACAGUGCUACAGCAAAGGAGACAGCAGCUCCUUCUGCUCUCCAGCCUGCCCAGAGUUCUCCAGCCAGCAGUCACUUCAGCUUGAGCCCCUGGCCCCAAAAUACUCACCAGAGCUGUAAAAACAAAUACAAAAAUACAACUGCUUCUCCUGCCUACAGUUCUGAAAACUACUGUACCACAGAGGGGACAGCCACAAAACCAAGGGACAAAACCAACAAAUUUACAUGCAGUGGGGAGUCUGCUUUCUGGGCUUGCUUGUUCAUUAAAUUCCCCCAAGGAAAUUCCUUCUGCCUGUUACCAACUGCUAAAGAUCCUCUCAGACUUGCACAUAUCUUUACAGCUAUCUCCAUUUCUUGUUUGGAAUUGCUGCCUGGCCUUUUGAGCUGUGUUCCCAGUGGCACGUGAGCCAGCCUGCAGAGAGGAUUUUAAGUCUUGACACAGCAAAGAGCAGUGGGGGAUCAAAAAAGGUAGAAGAGGAGAAACAGCUGUGCACAGCCCAGAAUAACAGAUGAAGAAGAGAUCCUUUUGGAGAUACAGGGGACUACCAUUAGGGAGAGAGGGAAAGCAAGAAAGCUAAAAACAGACAAAGCAAUGAGUACAGAAUUAGGAAAGCCAAAGAGAAACAAGCCAGCCAAGAUCAUACUUCAGGCAUGUGUAUGUAGUACUUAGUGCUCUGGCUGCUUUGGUCUGGUUCCCCCAUCUCUAACAGGUUUUUUUUCCCCAUGCCACUGGUGGCAGAAAAGGCUUUUAGGCUUUUUUCCCCUUCAGCCACCCACCAUGCACAAAUGAGGAUAAUUUGCCAGCCAGGCCCUGACCUGAGAACUCUACGUAAUAAACUGAUGGGAAAGGAAGAAACUGGAGACUGGGGGAGGCAGUUCUGCUUCUUUCAAUCACCUCCAGCCAAAUUACCAACUCUGCUGACAGUUUUGUUCCUUCCCUGGGAAUUGCUGUCCCAGAACAGUCACUGACACCAGCUCCUGAGGCAGAAGGAGAACAGAUAAGCUUGCUUUCUGCUCAGCCCAUUCCCUACAAGACUGGUAGAUGGAACAGAUUUUUCUUAUCUUAAGUGCAGCACCUGCUGUCCAGGACAAAUACUGCUGGGUUUUGGCUAACAAAACUGUUUUUCUUUAUUAAACAACAGACCAGAGAUUAAUGCUAAAAUGCCUCAUUACAAGGAGGUCCAGAGGGAAAUAGUUCUGGACAUAUUUCCAGAAGAUUUAAUGCAACAUCUGAUGCUGCUCAGCAGCCCUGGCAACAUAUUUUGUUGCUGGAAUAUGCUGACUGCAGCAUGGGGAGGCUGCAGCUCUACCUGCCCAGCCCUCUCUUGCCAUUGAAUAAAUUGUUCUCAAAUGAAGCUUGGAAAAGCUCCUAAUGCCUCCUUCCUGUUCCCUAGUAUCCUGGUUCCCCAACCUAGAUACUUAGCCAUAAUCUUUGUCUAUUGUGGCCCCAGCUUUCUGCUGCUUUCCUUCCUUGCCUGUAGUCUGUGCAGUGCCACUGGGAGAGCUCAAAGGACACAGCCUCAGAGGUAUAAGGCAACAGCCAGAGGAUGAACGUGCUGCUGCUGCAAAACCUGGGCACCAAGUUUAAUGCUCUGCUCCUUCCUUGCCAGAGAUUACGGCUUUCCGAGGAGCUGGUUUGAGCCUAUAUAAAAGUGCUCCCAUAAUCUGAGCCUAUAAAAUUUGUAAAAAUUUUGUAAAUCUAAACAAGAAACCACAUCCCCUUCUGUCAUUCCCCAGUAAAAUGAGUUUGGGGUCAGGGAGUAAGUGACCAGAUGAACAAUUAAGGCAGCAGGGAUCGAUGAUUCCAGAUGAGAAACUAGUCACCUAUGCAAAUCAAUAUCCACAGCCACAGCAGCAGCUGGAGCAGUGUGGCUGCACACAGGGUGUUCUUGGAUCAUUCCUGGGGUCUCAGUAGCUCCAGCUUAAUCUCUGACCAAGGUCCAGUCCCAGCCAUCUUUCUCAGGUUCACUUCCAAAUGAUUGAGCAGGUGACAUGUUAGUUAAAUACCAAACUAUCUCAAGGGAGGAAACACUAUCAACUAAAACAAUUCUGACUUGGUUACUUUCAUCAUGAGCCCAUGGGAGAAUCUCAGGGGAAAUUCUCUGACCAGAAAUGAUUCCACCAGACUGGUCCAGGAAACCAUCAUGGGAGUGGUUGACAAACUUCAGCCUCUUCAAUCCAGCACCAUGUCUGGACCUCUCCUUAAGGCUGGAAAAACAUGCAGAAACCACUGCAAAUAUUUAUGCUAACAGAGCACCACAAACCAUUUUUUUGCAAGUAUCAGAGGAAAGGCAAAGGCUGACAAGAUUUAAACAUUAUAUCCUCCCUUCUCAGGAAGGCAGCAGUAUCAAUGAUGCUUGACCAGAGCCAUUUUUUCCCCAGGAGAUGGGAACACAGCAGGGAACCAUUUGGUCUCUUUCACAACAGUGAACAAUAAAUCUUAGUAAAAACAGAAAGGUAGGCACCAAACUCUUGACCCUCAGCCAGCCUUAGCUGAGUCCCAUUGUUAAGUUAGAUCACAUUGCUCCUGCUUGGAGUUCCAGAGAAAAGCCAGCCUCACUGAAGUGCUUGAUAUCUCUGACAAGUUUCACACGACAGGGGCAAUGCUUCCACUGAAGAAUGAGUGUUCUCAUCCUGUGGCUGGGAAUUAAAGCCAGAAUCUUGCAGAUGUUGACUACACCUGCUUAGACAAGCCACCACUGCUUGUUUCAAACCCACCUGGACAGUCAAGGCCAACCUGUUGCCUUAUGCAGCCCCUUCAUGUCUGUUCUUGGGUCCUUUGUUGUCUAAAGCACGAUGAAGUGGUGAAUGUAGGCUCAGCCUGGUGUGAGAGGCAGCUGUGCUCCUCCUCCCUCACCCCCACCGGCUCCAUCCGUCUCUAGUGCAAUCGGUGGCUCUGGGCUCCUGCUCCACGGUUGCUGCGGGUGGCUCUGGGCAAGGGUCCGGUGUACAGUGUAGUGCACAUCACCUCAAAGUUCCAGCCCCUGAAGUACAAUCCUUUUGGUCAUUCAUAUAUUACAACCCUCUUUUUUUCUUUUUAUUUUUUUAUCCCUGUCCCAUUUUGUUAAAAAAAAUAAAGUUUUUUUUGGGCGUUUUCA